Messenger RNA from Ipomoea nil (Japanese morning glory), 690 nucleotides. RefSeq lists its product as uncharacterized. The transcript has a single exon. Gene Ontology annotation, biological process: endoplasmic reticulum to Golgi vesicle-mediated transport; intracellular protein transport. The record is from RefSeq and is a predicted model, not a curated record. Lineage: Eukaryota; Viridiplantae; Streptophyta; Magnoliopsida; Solanales; Convolvulaceae. Bases 70 to 462 code for a protein of 130 amino acids. Gene Ontology annotation, cellular component: endoplasmic reticulum; endoplasmic reticulum membrane.
CUCCGAUACCUUCUUCGUCUUCAACUUUACUGAGAAAACGCGAUUGUACGUCAAAUCGGAGAUUUAUCAAUGGCGUUGGAGUGGGUGGUGCUAGGCUAUGCUGCCGGAGCAGAGGCUGUCAUGCUGCUCCUGCUUACCUUCCCGGGCCUCGAUGCGCUACGCAAGGGUCUUAUCACCGUUACUCGGAACCUGCUCAAGCCUUUCAUGUCGAUCGUCCCCUUUUGCCUCUUCCUGUUGAUGGACAUAUACUGGAAGUACGAGAACCGUCCAACCUGUGAAUCCGAUUCCUGCUCCCCCUCGGAGCACCUCCGCCACCAGAAAUCCAUCAUGAAGUCCCAGCGCAACGCCCUCCUCAUCGCCUCCGCUCUCAUCUUCUACUGGCUCCUAUACUCCGUCACCAGCCUCGUCGUCCGCAUCGAUCAGCUUAACAAUCGCAUCGAGAAGUUGAAGAACCGCGACUGAUUGAUUGAUUGAUACAUCUGAUGGUUGGAUCGGUCAAUUUUCAGAUCGGAUUGGCCCCUCUUUUGGUUCCUGUUUGCUAUAUGGAAUAUGAUAAGUGUACUGACUUGGCUUACUUUCCAUUGCUGCUUGUCCAAUUUUGGAACUCUUUUAUUUUGUCAAUUACAAUGAUGUCCACAAUAUGAUAGUAUAACGAGCUUAGUUUUCUAUGUUAAUAUUUUGUUUUUGGCC